Messenger RNA from Entrophospora candida, 432 nucleotides. The record is from the annotation of a GenBank genome assembly. NCBI's taxonomy places the organism in Eukaryota, Fungi, Glomeromycota, Glomeromycetes, Entrophosporales, Entrophosporaceae.
AUGAGAUUGAAGAAAUGGUUUCAAUAUUUUUCAGAGAAAGAGAAGAUCAGCCUGACAAAUGAUUUGACAACUUUAAUAUUGGCCAGGAAGAGAUCAAUGUGCAAUGUUAUAGAGUAUGGCGAACAUAAAGUCAUUUACAAAAGAUAUGCGAGUUUAUAUUUUGCAGCUGGAAUAGAUUGGGAAGAGAAUGAAUUAUAUAUCUUGGAAGUGAUCCAUAGAUAUGUACAAAUACUUGAUGAAUUCUUUGGCAAUGUUUGUGAAAUGGAUAUAAUUUUCAAUUUUGAUAAAGCAUAUUAUGCAUUAGAUGAAUUAUUUAUUGCUGGAGAAUUACAAGAACCAAAUAAAAGACAAGUUACAAAACAUCUUACAACAUUUGAACAAACUUGUCAAUUAGACAUAAUAACUAGAAAUAUUGAAGAAACUGUAAAGUGA